AUGGCCGCUCCCCUGCUCGACGAGGCGCCGGCACCCGAGCUCGAGCAUGAAGUAUUUGAGGUAGUUGAGCGCUUCUCCUACAAAAGCAAAAUCUUCAACGGUGGACUAGCCGGGAUCGUAGGAGUUUCGUGUGUUUUCCCGCUCGAUCUAAUCAAAACAAGAUGGCAAAAUCAGAAGGUGGACAACCCAAAAUAUAAGCAAGUUGCUUUCAUUUCGUUCACGUCAAUGUUCACCAGAAUAGCUGGAUUUUAUCAGGGUGCUUCGAUCAACGUGUUGCUUAUAACUCCAGAAAAGGCCAUUAAACUUGUUGCAAACGAUUACUUUCGGCAUCAACUCGCCUCGCCAGGAGAGAAAAAUUUAGGAGCAUUACGAGGAAUGCUUGCGGGUGGUCUUGCCGGAAUGUUUCAAGUGAUCGUGACAACACCGAUGGAGCUUCUAAAGAUUCGAAUGCAACAAUCAGAAAGGCCAGUCAGUUUGCGGGACGUUUUUCGACAUCUCUUCGCGGACAAAGGAUUGUUGGGACUAUAUCGCGGAAUUGGUCCUACGUUGGCUCGCGAUGUAUCAUUCUCUGUUAUCUACUUUCCACUUUUUGCCCAAUUAGACUCCCUUGGGCCACGAAAAAAUGAUGGGAGCGGUGAUGCUGUGUUUUAUGCGAGUUUCAUUUCAGGAUUGAUAGCUGCCGGCCUUGCCGCUUUUUCAGUGACUCCAAUUGAUGUUGUUAAAACGAGGAUUCAAACAGGGGGUUCGGGGUACACGGGAGUUAGCGACGCUUUGAUCAAAAUAGGACGACAAGAAGGCGUAAAAGCACUAUUCAAAGGAGCAAUUUGUCGAAUGAUGGUAAUGGCUCCACUCUUUGGCAUCGCACAAAUGGUCUACUUUAUCGGCGUCGCGGAAAAACUCGGAAUCGGACAGAAAAUAAAGGAU
This is a messenger RNA of Mesorhabditis belari, 924 nucleotides long. NCBI's taxonomy places the organism in Eukaryota, Metazoa, Nematoda, Chromadorea, Rhabditida, Rhabditidae. The record is from the annotation of a GenBank genome assembly.